CAAGACAAGCCAAUCUGCAUGGACGACAGCCGAGGUUUGGCGUUCUCGUGUUUACAGCUGAUCGAAUGUUUACAACAGCAAAUAUGCGCUGAAGCGCCUUUUGAGGGCCUUAACGGGCCCGCGCGUCAUCGUCAUGCCAUCCUCUAACCUGUGGGCUGUUGAUAGCACUGGAAAAGUAUUCACACUAACUACAAACGGAGUAUUCUGGCAGGAAUUACCAUACUCAGGUGUCGACCUGAAGCGUGUCUGCGCGCUCAAGUCAUGCGCUUGGGGCAUCGGCAGCGACCACCAAGUCUACUUGUACAUUCCGUCCGGCGACGUUCAAAUUCGAGUGUCUGAGGUCACCUACGAAAACCAGCGGUGGAAUCCCAAAGAGGGAUUCAGCACGCGUUUGCUGCCCACAGACAGACCCGCGUGGAGCAGCAAGGACGGUUUAUCCGCUCGACCCAAGCAGAGCAUCAACUUACCGUCCAGCAGUUGGCAGUGGGAAGGUUGCUGGUAUAUAGACGACAACCUCGAUGGAAUCCCCUUGGGACCUCAGGGUUGGACGUAUUGUGUGGACUUUCCGUUCACGUAUACCCCAGAAAAACGUUGGAAUUCGAUGGUCCGUCGUCGGAAAUGGAUCAGGCACAGGCGUUACGUGGCCGUUGACAAAUGGACCAGGAUUCCGGGCAUCCACGGCGACCCGGUCGUCGAGCCCUUUGUCGAUGUUGUCGCCGGCGGAGACAGUGUUCCUGGCGGUGAACCGGACAGUUAUGCUGUGUGGGCUGUCACCAUUCUAGGCAGAGUUGCCUUUCGUUCGGGCGUCACUCGCCUGAAUCCAGAGGGAGACGGCUGGGUCGUGGUUUCUCUCCCGGAGAACUCGGAGGUGAGCCAAAUAUCGGUUGGACCAAGUGGACUCACCUGGGCUGUUGCAUGGAGUGGCAACGCCCUUGUGCGAGUUGGAGUGUCAAGAGAGGAUUACGUAGGUACUGGCUGGACAGAAGUGCCCGCGCCUGAGGGUGACCACAAGCUUGCGCAAGUUGCGGUUGGGCCAAGUACGGUUUGGGCCAAAAGCCGCGAUGGCACAGUGUGGUUUCGAAAAGGAAUACACGGAGAAGACCUUGGCUGCCAGGAAUCGAUUACAGGAUCAGGUUGGGUCGAGAUGGUAGGGAAGAUGGCUGUCAUCAGCGUGGGACCUAAUGACCAGGUAUGGGGUGCAAGAACGGCCGACCACCGCAUCUGUUUACGAACUGGUGUCACCCUUCACGAGGCAAGCGGUCGCGAGUGGAAAGAAAUAACCGUUCCCAUUGGGAAGCCCGUGAGCCGGACCAGCAGUUCGUCCAGCUUGACGUCUCUUGGAAGUGUGUUGCCACCUACUCCAAAAUCCGCGGUUACUGACCUUGGAGGAUCAGAACCGGUGUUUUCCUUUUGUGGAAGCAAAGGAGUUGUUUCUGGAUCGCCUCAACACUCUCCAGGUUCUCCCCGUCUAAAGGCAGUUGAAAACAUAGGUGACGGUGCAACGAGCUCAGAUCCAAGCUCUGGUCCCCAUGAUGUCCCACGUUCUCCAAACUUCUUAAAAAGGCCGACGAAGCCGAAACAGUCCGGUGAUGACAACGAUUCCGACGAUAUGUCAUUUGUGCCGUGGUCCUGUACGUGCGAUGGAAGUUCCAUUUUCUGGACGUGGCUUAGUGGGAGUGCUUGUACAAUUGACUACCUCGCGGCUCCUGCUUCCUGGUUCAGCACAGGUCAUUCCAGUAGCAGGGGCACUCAACUGAAUGCACCGUGGAGGAUAGCUGUUUUAUGCCGUCUAAAGCAGACACGCUCCAAAGAGACUAAAGAUUUCUUGUACAAAGACGCUAUAGAAAAGCAAUCAACGUGGGUGAAAAGUGCUAAUCCCCUGCUCUGGAGAGACACCCAUCCACAGCAGUGGGUUCACUGCAAGCUGGAGCUGGAGCGACAAAGUUUGGAAGUAGAAGGGGUUGAAUCUGUCAUGCUGGGACUAGAGUAUACCCAUGGUGGCCAUCACAAGAGGGUGAAUAUUAAUGUCGCUGAAGUAACGUGUGUGUCCAACCUUUCGACCCGUGACCAUCGCAUUCUCGGAGUGUACACCGAGGAGCUUAACAGAAAGAAGACGUACGUGAAAAUUGCUUUCGCGUCUGACGCAGAGCUUGAGGAAUGGAUGGCAACAUUGAACAUGGCAGUGAGUGACCUGCAUGGCGUUUCUGGCCGACCAAACCCGACAGCCGUCUGGGCCAUUGCACGGUGCGGUGAUGCGUAUGUGCAGUCGGUUCAUGGUUCAGCCCUAGAACAACUUCGAAUAAACGAUGGAUUCUGGCACUAUCUGGGAGGGGGCCAUUUCCGUGUCGUUGAAUCGUGUCCACAGGGUGUUACGUGGGCCAUUGGCCACAACAACACGCCGUGGGUAUACACCGGUGGUUACGGAGGUGGGGCCUAUAAAGGGAUCUCGGGGCAGAACGUCAACGUUCAUCCCAUGACGGACACAAAGUGUGUCUACAUCUACGAGAAUCAGCGCUGGAAUCCAUUUUCGGGCUUUGCGGCACGAGGUCUCCUGACGGACAGGCCCAUGUGGAGCGAUGCCGCGGGACUCGUGGAAUGUAACAAAGAUAGCAUGAGGCCCGAUUCAGUUCAUUGGCAGUGGCUGACGGACUGGGCAGUGGACUACAAGACUCCCGGAGGUGUAGAUAGUGACGGCUGGCAGUACGCCAUGGACUUUCCUUUCACGUACCAUGCGCAUAAAGGGUUGACGGACUACGUCAGACGACGGCGCUGGUUCAGACUGUGCAAGUUACAUACAUCUGGGCCCUGGCUGGAAGUUGAACCAGUCUCCUUGAAAUCCGUUUCACUUCAAAUGAAUUAUGACUGCAACUCUGCAAGUUCCAUCGCACUAUGGGCUGUGGCAGGCAAUGGAGAAGUGCUGUACCGGAAAGGUGUUGCACAAGGCUGUCCCCAGGGUGAGUGCUGGCAUCACGUGUCGGCCGAACAGGCUUUCGAGUCUAUCAGUGUAGGAGUGGGUUCCAGUCUUUGGGCAUUGGGCAACGAUGGAUCUGGUUACGUCAGGAUUGGCAUAUCGUCUGAACGGCCCACCGGAACCACCUGGUUCCAUGUGGAGCCACCCUCUGGGUCAUGCUUGGCCCAGGUCUCCAUGGGAAAGUCAGUCGUCUGCGCGGUCGACACGGCGCGCCGCCUCUGGUACCGCGCCGAAGUGCUGCCAAUCUUUCCCGAAGGCACUGCCUGGAUUCUGGUCUCGGAAGAUGUCUGCUGUGUCUCUGUGGGGCCGAACGAUCAGAUUUGGGCCAUCAUAGACGUUGUGCAACACAAGAAGAAGGUGCUGAGCAAUGUCCUGGCACGACGAGGAGGGAUCUCCGAAGCGCAUCCUUAUGGGACGGACUGGGACACUGGCUUCGGUGCUGACUGGAGCCACGUAUCCAUUCGAGGAUGUCCGUACCGGGAAGACGCACUGUGAUUACGAAGGUGAUAGUUCGGUGACUGUUUAGCGACGUUUCAAGCAUCAGCGCUCAUCUCCUUGGACUUUGCUCAAUGGCUUUGUCUAUCCCCUAGUCUUUCAUCUCAUGUGCAACACACAUCACUGUGUGUUGAUGUUGUUACCAUUGUUCAUGUUUUUAAAUCUAGUUUUGUGCCCUUUACGUUUGUGGAAAUGUCUGUCCGUCUGUCUGAUACUGAGGCUGGCGUGACAUGGUCGUAUCUUGUUUGAAAUUAAUGAAGGUGUUGUGUGCCAGACAAGAGGGCGAUACCUUAUCGCUGUUGUUGAACAGAAAAGCAUUUGAAGCAGCAAUGACUCUUUGUCAGUAUGAAGUGUCAAAUACGUAACAUCAGUUAGGAUGGUCGCACGUGCUCCUGUCCUAUUGUGAGGUUAGGGGACCAUAUGUUCCGUAGCAUGUAGGGCAGUUUGAGUGAUACUGUGACAAGUGUUUUGCGUUAGUUACAUUUGUUGGUCACAUUAACCAUAAAAGACUCUUCGAUUUUAGAAUUUAGAGGUUUGAAUUCCCCAUGCAGUUCCACAUGUACAGAUCUGUGCUCCUGAUAAUUUCACCAAGUGCAAUCGUUUUGCCAAAUUACAUGCCAGAGAGUGCAAAGAACAAAUGGUCUCAUAACACAAUACCUUGCAAGUUGCACUAGGUACUGCCAGCUAGGUACUAGGCUGGUCAACUGUGUGAUAUGAAAAAUAUUAUGUUAGUGAUACCAGCAAGGCGCACAACGUGAAGGCGUUUGUGGGCUUGAACUUUGUCAAAAAUUUGAGCUUUUUAAGAUAAUGAAGAUGCAUUCGCUUAUCACGCUUGGGAACCAUGCUAAUGAACAAAUCCUUGUUGCCAAAUACUUAGCUUACAUAGUCGCCAUCCGGUUUUUCGGACUCUGCGGAGAUCGCACAAAAGUCCGAAUAAUCGAGCAGUCCGAAAAAACGAAUUUCGCUUCAAAACUCAACUUCGUUAAGCACUAGUAGGCCGGAAAAAGUAGUCGAUGCUUUCUCGAUGAGCAGUCUUCCACUCACGCCUGAUAACGUUCCGGCUUUUUCCCGAAGCGAUAUUUCGUCACCGUAUAGGGACGAAAUCGCCUUCAUUAGUUCGGCUGCGCUGGGAUUCGACAAGUCGUCUAUAUGCCGAACACGUGGAGAGAACGUUUCAGGACACUUCAGGAACUUCUGCCAGCAUUAGCAGCACCAUUCCGCAAGUCGGCUUCACGUGACGCCUGCGUGCUUUAGGUGAAGCACGCUUUACGGCACUGUCGCGCGACCCGCGGUUGAAAACAGCACGUGCUGGGCCUUCGUGAAUUUCGGCAGCGAUUCGGCGUUUCGACAGGCUUCCUGCACUCAGAGUAAUGUAAAAUGAAGAGAUACUGCUCAUUUCUUGCCUUAAUUUUUAUAUUUUUUUAAAAUCUUGUCACGCGAAUUUCGGAUAAUACGAAUAUUUUCCGGCGUCCCGAGAGAUUCGUAUGAUCAAGAUUCUACUGACGUCGACGAUUCGACGUUAUGACAGUUCCUGCAUCUGGGACCAGUCGAGCGACAGGAGCGAAACUGGUGGGGGGCGCUCUUGGUGUAGCGCGUGGCCGUUUCCCGAUGUAGAAAGGGGAACAUGGUCCCCUUUUGACCUGUUUCACUCCUUAUUCCAGGUCCAGUUAAAGUGGGUCAUAAGGAACAAAUGAGCCAUGCGCAGUUCCUUGACCUUCGCAUCGCGUCUUGCGCACGAGGUGAGCUGGCGAAGGACGCUCGCUGACUGGGCACACUUGAGUCCGAAAUAUCGAGCGACGGGGCUGUACGGAGUCCGAAAUUUUUGGAUGUUGUGAUACAUAAACUCUAUGGGGCCCGUGGCCGUUCCGCGAACGCGUCCGAAAAAUCGGUCGGCGACUGGUAGUAUCCUUAGCACCUGCACCAUUUGUCACUUACGCUCUGCACAACUGCUUACAUUUUUAUCUGUGUCAUUCCAUGUUCAACCGAGGGUCAUUCUACAUCAUGGAAUCAGGACUAGAAAUACAUAGUGUGAAAAGAAUGUUUUUCGGGAAAGCUGAAGUCACUUUUAGAGCAUGAAACUUAGCGUGAAGACUGCUUCAGCUGGACCUUUUAAACAGAAAUGCAGGUUUCAUUAAAGAGGGAGUUUGCUCUCAAAACAUCAA
This is a messenger RNA of Ornithodoros turicata, 5628 nucleotides long. Its product is annotated as tectonin beta-propeller repeat-containing protein 1-like. The coding region runs from base 134 to 3466 and encodes 1110 amino acids. NCBI's taxonomy places the organism in Eukaryota, Metazoa, Arthropoda, Arachnida, Ixodida, Argasidae. Gene Ontology annotation, cellular component: membrane. The transcript has 23 exons. The record is from RefSeq and is a predicted model, not a curated record.